GCACGGCGGGGUGGGAGCGACCAGGAAGAAGGAAGCGAGGGAAGGAAGCCGGCCCAGCAGCAGCCAGAGCGGCCGAAGCAGAACCCGCCGGCGCGUCUGAAGAAGGCGCCAUGACCACGACCAAGAAGGGCGGGCGCCGCCGCAUGAAGCAGAUGCAGGGGCUGCUGCUGCUCUCGCGCCUGGACGAGUCGCCGCGCCGCCACCAGUCGGGCAAGAUCAAGCCGCAGCGCGUGACGGUGGUGCUGCAGCCGCAGCUGCUGGAGCUCGUGUACUCGUCGCUGGCCGAUCAGGACAUGCUGCACCCGCUGGGGCGCAUCGACCUGCGCGACGCCAAGCUGGAGCAGGUCCCGGACGGCUUCAUCAUCUACGAGGCAGGCUCGGGGCUCCACAAGAAGGUCAAGCUGCAAGACAAGGACAAGGCCACGACCGACGCCUGGUUCUUCGCCGUCUACACGGCCAUCACGGAGUGCGAGCGCCUCCCGAUCAGCGCCAGCGAAGACGUCGGACACAAGUUCUCGGCCGUGCUGACGUCCAGCAUGCGCGACGAGCACACGGAGUCAGUGGAGUUCGAGUUGUCGUGUCAAUUGGUGCUGCCAGCACGCCCGAUCGACAAGCCGAGCAUCAAGUGGAAGGUCUGGAAGACCUUCUCGGAGCUCCAGGUUUUUGACGACGAGCUGCGUGUGUCGUUCGGUGCACACAUGACGCAGAUUGCGUUCCCUAGGGACCGCAAGCGCGAUUCACUUUUCGGAGGCAUGCGUAAGAAGUCUUUGCAGGAACUGAAGGAGCAGCAACUUGCGCUCUACGUUGAGCAGGUGUUUCAAAUGCCAGAGAUUUCCACCGAGCCUGUUUUGGUGGGCAAAGUGAAGCAAUUCCUCGGCUUCGACUCUUUCUUCGAGAUCGUUUCAUCCUCAUCAGGCGAAGAAGACGAGGAUAACAACGAAACCUCGGUUGCGCCUCCGAAUGGCGAUUAUUUGCCGGCCCCGCAACAGCCGAAGUUUGCUGAGGCUGUUGAGACCAGUGAAGCAUCAGAGCCGCCAGUUUUUGAGGGGCAUCAAGAUGUUGGCCAGCCGGCUGCUGAGCCGUUAAGCAACGAAUCCUACGCACCAUCCAGCCAAUAUUCAAGUACGGAGUCCAGCAGCGCACCACCUGCACUACUGAGAAGGACAAGCUCAGCAGCUCUAGAAGCCGAGGGCGAGGAGUAUGUGGAAGUUGUACCUGAGACCGACCCCAAGGCUGCGAAAAAGCUUCACAAGAAGAUCAUUGAGACAGUCCGCGAACUGGUUUCCUAUGACGAAGAGCGUGUACAUGAUUUUCAAGACCAGACGAAAGAUUUUGGCAGAGACAAGACGUCCGCGAUGGAGUAUUGUGCCUUCCUUCUUGGAGCAGUUGGCGCUCAGGAGUGCUGCAAGCUCAUCCCGGAGAUGGCGAGACUUCUUCCUGACGCGGUGAAAAGGGAUGAACUGAUGCAGGCUCGAGCUGCUAUCUGGAGAAGAACUCACAGGCGAAACCGUAGACGCUCGAAGCAGUUUUCAGAGACCGUCGUCAUGCAAAAGCAAAAGGAGGAGCAGCAACAGGUGGAGAAUGUGCACAGCAGAAUGCGCCCCAAGUCCGACAGUCUCAGUGCGUUGAACUGGGGUUCGGAACACGUACAGCCUCUGCAAAUAUCGAGUCGCAGCUCAAUGGUCGAAAGACCUACACCGGUUAUUGACGAGUUCCACACCAAGCCGGAAAACAGUGCCCCCGCUAUCCCAGCGCACCGUGCCGGACUAGCUGAUCCACGACGCCAUCUCAACCGACGAGCUUCGUUCAACACCAUGUUCGGCGAAACAGUGCAAACGGACGUGAUCAAAGAGGAAAACCCGGCGGAGAACGAGUCGAGUGAUGACGACAGCGACGAUAGUCUACUGGAUCAUCCACGCACGGUCAGCAAGGAGUCACCUUCUAUCGACAGAACGUCGUCGCAGAACGGUAACUCGUGGGCAAUGCCUUUGGGACUCGGACGUCGCAACUCGUCGUUCCUCGAUGAGGAUGACGACGAAAGCACCGAAGAUGACGAAGAAAACCACCAGUCGGGUCGUUCUCACCGUUAUCGCCACCGCCAGCAAAGCGGUAGCGGCAGUGGCAGUCUCGAGAGAAGGUCUGUGAAGGAAAGACCGUCGUCUCGUGGGAGUCUGCCGCGAUCUCGAUCUCGCCAAAGCUCGUCGUUUAUCGAGGAGAGCGACGAAGAGCGCAGCGGUGGUGAAGAGGAAAAUAGCCACACGCGAUUCCGUCGGAGCCAACGCCGCGCCAGCCGCAAGUUUGACGAGGAAGCGAAGUCUGGUCUGGCACCUGAAGAGGAGAACCCCGUGCUGGCUCGCCUCAAGAAGCAGGGUGCUAUAAAUUUUAUGGUGCAGCUUCGCUAA
Molecule: messenger RNA, 2402 nt
Organism: Phytophthora sojae
Lineage: Eukaryota; Oomycota; Peronosporomycetes; Peronosporales; Peronosporaceae
Exons: 6
Coding region: 111-2402 (763 amino acids)
Biological process (GO): rescue of stalled cytosolic ribosome; protein ubiquitination
Molecular function (GO): phosphatidylinositol binding; ubiquitin protein ligase activity; ribosome binding
Source: RefSeq, a predicted model, not a curated record